This is a messenger RNA of Adelges cooleyi (spruce gall adelgid), 3222 nucleotides long. RefSeq names its product putative sodium-dependent multivitamin transporter. Gene Ontology annotation, molecular function: symporter activity. Bases 231 to 1955 code for a protein of 574 amino acids. NCBI's taxonomy places the organism in Eukaryota, Metazoa, Arthropoda, Insecta, Hemiptera, Adelgidae. The transcript has 9 exons. Gene Ontology annotation, biological process: sodium ion transport; transmembrane transport. Gene Ontology annotation, cellular component: membrane. The record is from RefSeq and is a predicted model, not a curated record.
CAUUUGAAAAUUUAGAAUAGUUAGCUACAGCUGUGUGUCUCGUGCGAUUUGGUGUGAAAAAUGUUGUUGUUGUACUGUUGCUUGUAAAUUUUGAAUACACAAAUAAUUGUUUUUUUUUCUUGAAAUUUGCAUAUUACAGUUGGUACAUUAGCCAACGCGCUAAUACCGUGUUUUGUAUUCUCUGUAUAUUUUUGCAUUUAUUUAUUAUAACCAUUUUUUUUUUUUAAUCGAUGGCCCUGACCGUUUCCGACUAUGCCGUCCUGGGCGUUACUCUUCUCGGGUUCGUCCUAAUCGGGCUGUAUUAUCAACUCACCGGCGGUAAACAAAAAACUACCCAGGAGUAUGUGUUGGGCGACAAAAAUUUAUCAAUCAUACCAGUGGGUUUCUCAUUGAUGGUGAGCUUUAUGUGCGCCACUUCCAUGUUUGGACUGAGCGCUGAGAACUACAUGCGAGGAACCCAGUUCAUGGUCAUCAACGCGUCCAACAUCCUGGGCACACCUAUCGUGGCCUAUUUGUUUUUGCCCGUUUUUUACAAACUGGGAUAUCUGUCCAUUUAUCAGUAUUUAGAAGAACGUUUCGGAAAGGCGGUCAGAAUAACGACGUCGUUGGCAUUCAGCUUGCAAACAGUCUUGCGCACUGCAUUGGCACUGUAUGCUGCUGCUCUUGCCGUGGAAGCGAUUACAAGCGUACCUCAGGCCCUGUCCAUGGCGGUGGUCGGUGCCGUUUGCACGUUUUACUCGUCGGUUGGCGGCAUCAAGGCCGUGAUCGUUACUGAUCUUUUUCAGUCUAUACUCAUGUUUGGAACUAUUUUUGCUGUUAUCAUCGUCGCAGCUGUGGAAGUAGGCGGAGUAACGGAAAUUUGGAACAUUGCUAAUCAUUAUGGCCGUAUCGAAUUUGACAAUUUUCAGUUAGACCCGACGGUCAGGCACUCGUGGUGGAGCUUGUUCAUAGGCGGAAUGUUCACUUAUGUCUCGGUGUAUGCUACCAACCAGGUACAAAUCCAACGUUACUUGACCAUGAAGAAUUACCAAACGGCGGUCAAGACGCUUUGGUUCAGUUGGCCGAUCACCGCAUUCCUCUCUCUGUCCAUGUGCUUUUCGGGGCUGGCCAUAUUCGCCAUGUACCGGCACUGUGAUCCGAUUAAAACACACAGGAUAACGACCGGCGACCAGCUGAUGUCGUUGUUUGUACUCGACACCAUGGGAUCUAUUCCUGGAUUAACAGGACUCUUCUUGGCCGGAGUGUGCUCGUCUGCGUUGUGUUCAGUGUCCGCUGCGUUGAACUCGCUGGCCGCUGUCACCCUAGAAGAUUACAUAGCUCCUUUUGCAAACGGCAAGAUGACCGAUCAAAAGCGAGUGUAUUGUCUCAAGGCGUUAGUGGUCUUUUACGGCGUCAUAACAAUACUGCUGGGCUUCUGUGCGCAUUUCGUUGGCCCUUUGUUGCAAGCUUCCAUGACAAUAUUCGGCAUUAUCGGCGGACCAAUACUGGCCGUGUUCACGCUCGGCAUACUCGUGCCGUACGUUAACCAAAAGGGAUCGUUGAUUGGCUUGUCGGUGGGUCUCGUGUUGCUGUUCAUCAUCGGAUUGGGCGGUCCGAAGCCGCCAAUUGAAAACUUGCCGACUUACACCAAUGGAUGCACGAGUGCCAUUGCUUAUAACGAUUACCACAAUUUUCCGUCCACGGAUUCGCCAAUGGUCGCCGAUCAAAGUGAUUAUUUGUACAUAUACAAGAUAAGCUACAUGUACUAUAUCGUUAUGGGGUUUUUCACCACGGCGGCGGUGGCGUUGAUGGCCAGUCUGUUCUUCGAGCCCGACGUCAAAGAUCUCCAACCCAUUCUGUUCUCGUCUUUGGUGUCCGACCGGUUGAUAAAAGCCAACGGGGUCGAGCACAAAAGAAAAGCGAAAACCACCAGGUCGGUGUCGUUUUCCAACAAAAUCGAGACGUUUGAAAUGUGAACGUCUUGCAGUGGCCCCACCGACAAUGGGAAAUCGUUUCGUGUGAAAUUACAUUACCAACAUAAACUUACCUUAUAAGGUACCUGUACAUAUAUACCUUGGAAAAGUGCAAUCGUACCGCACUAGUCACCAGCAGUUGGCAACAGGUGUUUUACAAGUUGUGUGAACUCCAAUCGCCAAAACCUUUCACUUCAAUAAUAUACCUAGUAUUAUAUCAGUACAGGUGAUCACAUUUUAACGUGAACUACACAAUAUGGCAUAGAGUUUAUAAUAAGAUAUAUUUUUUUUUUUUUGUACAUAGUGUUUUUUAAACAAUAUGAUCUAAAUUGUUCACAAUUGAGAUCACAUUUGUAUAAAAACACUAUGAAAAAAAAAAAUGUAAUUAAUUAUUAAACCCAAUGAGAUAUUGAGUGGUUCUCGAUAAAAUCUUUAUUGAUAAUGUACUUUAAAUACAUAUUUUUCAAUUGUAAACAACAUCAUAGUAUUCAUGAAACCGUCUAUAACGUAAUAUCAUAUUUUAUGUUUCUUAAAGUUUAAUUAUAUGCAGUGGCGCAACCGGAGGGGGGAGUUGUGACCCCUGGAAGGGGUUUUAAAAAUAUAUUUAAUGUUCUAGGGCAACACGAUAUUAUAGAAUGUUAUGUUACAGAAUUACAGAUUACUCUAAAUAGAUAGUCUACACUCAUUACUCCACAUGAUGUACAAACCCUCCCCCCUACUUGCGCCACUGCUUAUAUGAAAUUAUAUAUUAUAAGUAUAAUACUCGGGUCUAAAUGGACCAAUCUCAUACUUUUGGUUGAACUUAUAUAAUUUUCACAAUGACCUAAAGUAGUAUUUUUGUUGUUUUGAUACUAAAAAUAAAUAAAAACAUUUUUAAUAACGUCAAUAAUUGUAGAUGUAGGUAAAUUUCUUGUGUUUAUCACAAAACUGUUAGUUUCUACACCAUUGUAUUUAUUUACCCUUAUGGGGUUUUUAGUGUUAUGUGUAUAAUUGUCCAUAAAUGUACUUAAACGUCCUUAUAUUAUUAUUAUUUUUUUUUUUUUAGUAUACUAGGUAAUAAUACCAUGUUUAUUGUAUUUAAAUCUUAAAUAACUUGAAAUUUAUCUUUAGUCGUUCAAUCUGUUAUUGUAUAAACACAACUCGAAAUUUGUUUAUGUCAAUAAUAUAUUAUUUUUAUUAAAACAAUUAUUAUUAUAAGUAGGUAUUGAUCGUUAUUAUAUGUAUAAUAAUGUUUCCAAAUGGAUAUAAUAUUACAUUAAAUACUGUAUAC